This is a messenger RNA of Microthlaspi erraticum, 741 nucleotides long. The record is from the annotation of a GenBank genome assembly. NCBI's taxonomy places the organism in Eukaryota, Viridiplantae, Streptophyta, Magnoliopsida, Brassicales, Brassicaceae.
AUGCAGGUUGCUGAGGUUUGUCGGAGAACCGACUGUCUCUUCUCCGGUGGUGCUGAGGCGUGGUUCAACAAGUGCGGUGAGGCGGAGCUGCGGCGGAAUUCCGGUGUGAAGCGAUUUGCUUUUCUUUCUAGCUCCGGAGCUGUUUUGAGGGCGGCAGCGAGGGGAGCAGGGAAGAGAAGUCUCGGCGGCGGUUUGGAAGUUGCAGCCUGUGGCGGAAAUCACGGUUCUGGUCUGGUGGGUGGCAUCACAUGUGAAGGAGGUGCUGCGGUGGUCGGUUCCAAUCCUGCGUUCAAAGUUUCUAGUUCAUUUUACGUUCUUUGCGGUGGUGUAUUUCGGUUAUUGGCUGAGUUCUUCUUCCUACUACUUGAGGCCAUCGGAAGAGAGGGGCUGGGAUCAGGUUGCUUGCCGGCUCGGACUUGGCGGCUGGAGUCGGCUCUCCGGCUGUUGACGACGGGUAAGCAGCGACCGCAAGGUUUCUCUCUUACAGCCGCCGGUGAGGUAGAUGGGAGGCGGAAGAAGAUGGAAUCUUUUUCUCACAUGUUUCGAAGAGUCUCCGGUUCACUAACUAAGAUGGUUAUGAUGAUGAUUAUGGAUGGUUCUGAUAAUGAUGAUGAGGAGAGUGAUUUGAAGUCGAUUGAGUUGAAUAUGGAGAGUGGAAGUAAGACGAUGAAGGAGGAGGCGGAGGAAGAAGAAGCUGGUGGUGACUGCUGCGAAGGCGGUAACGUUGUUAACGGUGAGUAA